AUGUCUUCAAGUGAAAAGGAAGGCGCGGGCAUCUCAGCCCAAAACCGCGGCUCUUGGAGCGCGUUCCUAAAAUCCAUCGCCUCGUUCAACGGCGACCUCUCCUCCCUGACCGCCCCGCCCUUCAUCCUAUCCUCCACCUCCCUCGUCGAAUUCUCCUCUUACUGGGCCGAACACCCUUCUCUCUUCGUCGCGCCGGCGAAAGAAAAGGAUCCACAGAAACGCGCACUCCUAGUGCUGAAGUGGUUCAUAAGCACGCUAAAACAGCAGUAUGCUAGUCGCAGUGAGCAGUUUGGGAAUGAGAAGAAACCGCUGAAUCCAUUUCUCGGGGAGCUGUUUUUGGGGAAGUGGGUUGAUGGGGAGGGGGAGACGAGGUUGGUUAGUGAACAGGUUAGCCACCAUCCCCCAGUCACAGCAUACAACAUCUCCAAUGCCACCCACGGCGUACAGCUGCAGGGCUACAACGCGCAGAAAGCAUCCUUCUCGCGCACCAUUUACGUCAAGCAAAUCGGGCACGCCGUCUUCUCCAUCCCUGCCUACGACGAAACCUAUCUCAUCACUCUCCCCAACUUGCACAUCGAGGGCCUGAUUUUUGGCUCGCCAUUCGUAGAACUUAACGAUGCGACGUACAUCACAUCUUCCACUGGCUAUACGGCCAAGAUUGAUUAUAGCGGCAAGGGAUGGCUGUCAGGGAAGAAGAACAGCUUUACGGCGACAAUGUACCCGACGGGCAAGGAGAAGGACGUCCUGUAUACUAUUAGUGGCCAGUGGACGAAGAGCUUUGAUAUCAAUGAAGGCACGCACAAGAAGAGUGGGCUUAUUGAUACACGCGCGUGGGCGAAGGUCGCACAAGGUAUUGCGGUGGGCGACAUGGAUUUGGUGGGGAAUGAGAAGGGGAAGAUUGAAGUUAGUCAGAGAGAGCUGAGGCAGAAGGAAAAGGAUGAAGGGAGGUCUUGGGAGACGAGGUUUUUCAGUAGAGUAGAGAACGAUUCGGUUCUGAGCCAGUUGGGGCCUGCUAUUAGACUUGAGGCGGAGCCGGACAAGACGGGGGGCGUUUGGCGGUAUGAUGAUAAGAAGGCGAGUGCGGAACUCGCGAAGGAGGAAUUGAAGUAG
Messenger RNA from Lachnellula hyalina, 1110 nucleotides. It is a transcript of the gene KES1, whose product is annotated as Oxysterol-binding-like protein. Gene Ontology annotation, cellular component: intracellular membrane-bounded organelle; membrane; cytosol. The record is from RefSeq and is a predicted model, not a curated record. Gene Ontology annotation, molecular function: oxysterol binding. Gene Ontology annotation, biological process: endocytosis; maintenance of cell polarity; exocytosis. Bases 1 to 1110 code for a protein of 369 amino acids. The transcript has 3 exons. Lineage: Eukaryota; Fungi; Ascomycota; Leotiomycetes; Helotiales; Lachnaceae.